CUCCCUCCCCCUCAGUAUUGUUAUCUCCGCUCAGACGGGUGGCGCACUUCUCUCUCCAGCCGGCUCAGCGCUCACACACACACACACCGCCUGCCCGCCAUGGAGGACCAGUCCCACAACAUCUCAUCCAGUCACGGCGCCCCGGAGCCCGACAUGGACGACAUCCUGGACCUGACCGGAGGACAGUACGCCCGCAAGGUGGAGGAGGAUGAGGAGGACAGGCGCAGCUAUUCGGACAGCCUGGAGCCGUCCCCGGAGAGUGAGGAGCCCAGCAGUGACCUCCCUCCCCCUCCCCCCCGGGGGCCCCUUCCUGUCAUCCCCACCGCGCCUAUAGAAGAGGAGCACGACAUCCCGACCUCACCGUACGGCCCCCCCACCACCACCACCGGAUCUGUGGAUGUGAACCUCUUUCCUCUUCCUGCUUCACCUGCACCUCUGAUGCAAUCCUCUGCAGAUAAUGUAAUGGAUUUGCAGCAGCCUUCUAGCACUGCGCCAGCUGGCAAAGAGGACUUUUCAUCUCUGCUGUUUGAAUCUACUACUACCCUUCCUUCUUUGUCUCCUCUGUCUCCUGAUUACCCUAAAGAGCACACAGCCACUAUCGCUUUCUCUGCUGACUCUACUACCCCAGAAGCUUUGCAAAGGUACUCUACAGAGACUGACUAUUCUGAAGGAAAAGACUACAAAUACACUUUUGGUCUAGGAGGUGUUGAAGAUGUCAUUUUUUCCGAUCGAGGUUAUGCCGUUGAACAUCCCACAUCUCAGCUGGAGUCUGCAUCUGUAGACCAAGCAAAACUGUACAGCCAGUCCGCUAAAGAGAUGUUUUCAGGAAUGCUUCAGUCUGUUGGACCGCCUCACGAAGCGUUUUCAGAUCUCAAAGAAGCAGUCGAUGAACACUAUGCGGACUUCAAACCAAUUGUUAGCACGGUGGGCUACGACUUUAAAGAUAUGGCUCUCGACUUUAAAAGCGAUGUCAGUCAUUUGAAUUUUGAAUCCAUAAAGCCUGAAGGAAAAUACAUUGAAGAGAAGGACCUAGACCUAUCUGAUGAUAUAUCUCCUGCAUCUCCUGAUGCUAUAUCCAAUUCCUCCAGUUAUGAAACGCUUGCUCCUUUACAAAAGGCCGCACCGUUGGCAUAUGGAGGAAAUCCAUUUACUGACAACAAACCUGAGAAGGGUGUGGAUAGAACGGAGACUUACUCAACAUCCCAUCUAGGUUCAAACGUUGCAACGGUUAAUCCUUUCCUAGAGCGCAUUGACAAAGAAGCAGAGUACAUCACAUCCAGCAAUGAAUCUGGAAUUGUAGGUGCCCAGGCUUCCAGCAAAGCUGAAGGACUCACCCCUGAUAUUGUACAAGAAGCUUAUGAAAGUGAGGUAUAUGAUCUUGGCAUUCCAAAGCUUAAUUACGAACCGAAAAUAGAUCUGGUUCAGACCACUGCGAAAGCAUCACAAGAAGUUGCCCCUCCAACACAAAACUCACCCCUGUUUGAAGAUUCAAACUCUGUCUCUUCACCAGUUCUUCCUGAUAUUGUCAUGGAGGCACCCUUGACAUCAGCCUCACAGCCUAACUUUUCCCCAGCAGGACAUGUCGGUGUGGUCAGUGAAGCGAAAAUAAAGUUUGAAUCCGAGAAACCUCCAUCCUAUGAAGAUGCCACGAAUAAGGCAAGCUUAAAAGAGCAGGUAACCACCGUGGCGCAUGUUGAGCCAGUGAAAGGGGUUCAAGCCGUAGAGGCUGAGGCACCAUACAUAUCCAUAGCAUGCGAUUUGAUAAAGGAGACCAUACCAGAAAAAGUUACCGAUUUCUCAAAGGCGCUGAAAAAUGAGUUUGAUUCCCAGUAUACUGCAUAUUAUGAUGAAAGCUCUCCCGAGUCGGAACCCAGUGAACCUUCAUACAAGCAUUGGAAGGCAGAAGUUAUCUCAAAGGAAGAGGUCGCCUCAAUAGGCAACGUGAAGUCUCAUGAUAUAUUCGAAAAGGAUCAAGAAAGCGAUCAGGAGGAAGUUGUGGAUAAAGCCUAUGUAGAGACCGGCUCUGGCUUUUUUGAAACAAAUUUGUUGGCCAAGGAACCGGUUGCACAAAUAUCAUCUAGUCAGGAGAAACCUUUACAGAUGGAAGCGUUUGGAAAAACUCUCUAUUUUGAAGAGGUGCCUCCCUUCAGAGAGCCUGUGCACUUUGAAAAGAUGACCUCCAAAAAGGAACAAGAAAGUGAUCAAAAGUGGCCCGAGGAAGUUGUGCAUAAAGCUUAUGCCGAGACUGCGUCUUACGGUUUUGAUAAAAAUAUGUUGGCUAAGGAACCGGUUAAACCGUUAUCUAGCCAGGAGAAACCUCUACAGAUGGAAGCGUUUGGAAAAGCUGUCUUUUCUGAAGGGGCGCCCCCCACUACCGAGCCCGUGCACUUUGAAAAGCCAUCCGCUGUAUCGUUUGUUCAGGAGUUCUCAAAACCUAGCAAGGAGGAUCAAGUUGAAGUUAAAAAGCAGGAUGAUCUUGUCCCGAAAGAUGAGCCGAAGAAAACAGACUUCCAUUCGCAGCAAAAAGCCAAAGAGAGUCCUCCAGCUUCUGAUAAGUUACUAGACUUUAGUAAAGGGAAGUCUGAAAUUGAAGACACUAUUCCUAAGCCUGCACCACCUACUAAGGGCGCAGAUGUCAUUUCGUCAAGUACAGAUAAAAAACAGCCCCCAGCUCCGCCUGCGUUGGGUGUUUGCAGUUACAAGUCAUCAGUCGUUGACCUCCUGUACUGGCGGGAUAUAAAGAAAUCCGGACUGGUGUUCGGUGCCAGCCUCUUCCUGUUGCUCUCUCUGACGGUGUUCAGCAUAGUGAGCGUUUCCGCAUACAUUGCCUUGGCCCUGCUGUCUGUCACCAUCAGCUUUAGAAUAUACAAGGGGGUGCUGCAAGCAAUUCAGAAGUCCGAGGAAGGCCAUCCAUUUAAAUGUUGUCUGGAUUCCAAUGUGGCGGUGUCCGAAGAACUUGUUCAUAAAUAUAGUAAUGUUGCCCUGGGACAUGUUAACUGCACUCUUAAGGAGCUGAGGCGUCUCUUCCUGGUGGAGGAUCUGGUGGAUUCUCUGAAGUUUGCAGUGUUGAUGUGGGUGUUCACCUAUAUCGGUGCCUUGUUCAAUGGCCUCACCUUACUGAUCCUGGCACUGAUUUCCUUGUUCAGUAUUCCUGUAAUUUAUGAAAGACAUCAGACUCAAGUGGAUCACUAUAUAGCACUCAUAAGCAAGAAUUUCAACAAUGUAAAAGACUUGAUCCUGGCUAAAGUCCCCGGACUGAAACGCAAAGCUGAUUAACUGCUACUAAAACAAUAAAGUCAAGUUUGCCGCAGAUACCAAUAGGAGCCUCGGAAUUUGAGCGCUGUGUAUUUGGAUGACUUGGGGUGGGUCAGGGGAAGACCAGCCUUGACAUUGCAGUGCAUUUUCCCAGAUCUCUACUCUUUUUUUAUUUUAAUAUUUUUUUCUGCAAUGCAGUGUUUAAGGAUCGACACGACCGUUUUACUGCCAUGUGUUUUCAUUCUGAGUAUUGUAAGCUGCUAUGUAUGAGUUUGAAACAAUUUUCUGUUUCUUCUCCUGUGUGAAGCACCGUUUAAUACAGAUCUUUAUUUGUUUUAUGGCAUGCUGUAUAUUGUGCUUCCCAAGUAGUCUUACUGCGCUUUCAUGGGCAUAAUGUUAAUCAAUUCUUGCACUGUGUAUGAAGAGUAAGUUGAGAUAUCUAUUCGGUCGCCCUUCAGCGUAGAACGGAGCCUUGGUUUGCACGCUGCCGUACAUCAACGGCUCCUCUGCCCUGAACGAGCCGCCGAACAAAAACCCCCCUCGCGAUCAUACCUAGAGAUAAAACGGCUUCUGUUCGGUAUGAUGGUAGCUCUAUCUCGUGAUUUUAUCGUUUUAUCAGUUGCCAAUAUCUAUAGUGUUUUCAGAGCCUCGCUCCCACAGUGCUUCUUUUUUAUUUUUAGGAUUGAAAUGACAUUCUAACUGCUAGCUCCAUCGCACAUACACCUAAAGACAAACAACGAUUUCUAGAAACACUAUUGUCUGUAUAAUGAACCAUUAUGUAUACCAAUAUAGGAACUUACACGUCGUCGCUCAGUAGUUGGGUUUGCACAACCACAUUUACACUCACUUGAACCUUCUGUGGACCGAGUACUAAAAAGCUGCAAAUUUUUGUUUUAAGAGAAAAAAAAAAAAUAAAGUCAAAUCUUGUUUGCAAGAACGUAAAGCGUUACCCAGCUGCAGGAAUGUGCUGAAGCAAGUCUUUGGAAUGCAUUGUGAUAUGUAAAAAACAACAAAAAACAAAACAAGUAUCAAUAAAGCUUGUAGACCUUAACUUGUCUAAAUGUUA
Molecule: messenger RNA, 4321 nt
Organism: Rana temporaria (common frog)
Lineage: Eukaryota; Metazoa; Chordata; Amphibia; Anura; Ranidae
Gene: RTN4
Product: reticulon 4
Exons: 9
Coding region: 100-3276 (1058 amino acids)
Biological process (GO): brain development; neuron differentiation; endoplasmic reticulum tubular network formation
Cellular component (GO): postsynaptic density; neuron projection
Source: RefSeq, a predicted model, not a curated record